Messenger RNA from Penaeus vannamei (Pacific white shrimp), 1557 nucleotides. RefSeq names its product transforming acidic coiled-coil-containing protein 1. Gene Ontology annotation, cellular component: cytoplasm. The record is from RefSeq and is a predicted model, not a curated record. NCBI's taxonomy places the organism in Eukaryota, Metazoa, Arthropoda, Malacostraca, Decapoda, Penaeidae. Gene Ontology annotation, biological process: mitotic spindle organization; cerebral cortex development; cell population proliferation.
CCGUGGCUGAGGGAGGUCAGUGCAGCUCGCGAACAGAAGGUUCUCUCGCACUGACGAAACGUGACGCGGACUCGAAGUCGGUUGUGUGACGCGCGUGUGCUGGUGUGACGUGGUGGAUACUGUUUUGUGUCUUUCUUUUUUUUAUUAUUCUUUCUGUUUUUGGAGGUGUUGGUGCUAGUGUCGACGUUUAACAGUGUGUGUGACGUAACCCUAACGUCAUGGAAGUUGUGACGUGCCGUGCUUGUCGAGUCUCACGGGGAAGGUUGGAGUGAGGAGGACCUGUGUGGCUUAUGGCAGACAUGUUCCUGUGUAUGUGUAGUCCGGGUGCACCAGCCCCUCCUGGCCUAGGAGGACCUGAGGACAACCCAGAAAAGGAGGCUGAUGACCAGAAGGAUACUGGGGUCAUUGCACAGUCUGACGUUUGUGUGACUCAGCCUUCAUCUCCGUCGCUGCCUCCAACUAAUGUUUCCGCCCCCAGUUUAACCAAGGAAUGUGAGAACACUUCUGUUACUGAGGAGACAAGUUUUGCAUCUUGCCUAACUGAGGAGACAAGUACCCUCUCAGAAUGCUGUGUCCUGCCUUCUCAAAAUGUGACCCCGGCCAGUGAAGCCUCGCGUGCUCCAGGCAGGGAACACCAGGCAGAUCCAUUGUCAAAUUCCGUGUCUGACUCAGUCGCUCUGAACAUUACCCAAAAUGGUGUUAAAAAAGACUCCGAGUACGAGAGUGCAGAGGAACUUGACUCUCCUGCAGGUGCAUCAGCUGUUGUGGAAGAACCUCCAUCUACAAGUGCCAACGUUGUUACAAAUCAAACCCAGAGCUCGGAACAGGAGCUUGGAUUACCAGUGCCACUAGAAGGUAUUAAAGAGAAUAAAGAAGAAACCAGUAAUACUGAGGUAAUUCAGAAUUCUGUGGCCAAGGAAACAGAAUCUCAAGUAAUUCAGGAAACAGUAACUGGUCUCCCAGAAUCUGAUUCAAAAGACUUAGCAGACACUAUCAGUGACUCUUUGGUAACUGUAACUAAGAGUGAAAUUAUUGAAGAAUCUAUUCAAGUUCUAUCAGAUGCUGCUAGUAAGACAGAUGUCACUGAACCUGUAAAAGGUGAAACACGUAUAAUCACUACUCAGACAGUUGAAACAAAUGGCAAUUUAAGUGAAGUACAUGCUAAACUCUCUACUACAACUGAAAACUCUCAACACAGAAUUACAGAAAAGGAAAAUAUUUGUAAUGGUGAUGAUAACUGCAAUAAGGAAAUUACUGAUAAUCUUCAUGUCAGUUGUCCAGUAACUGACAACCAAAAUAAUUCAAACCUUAUUAGUGAGCCAGUGAAUGAAAAGGGUGUGAAGGUCGAGACUAACUCAGAAAACACAGAGAAAGCAGAAAGAAAUUCAAGCCCUUUUCCACUGCCAGAAAGAGCUGAAAAUACAGAGGAUAUUCCAAUUCCUCCAAAGAAAUCAUACAACCUUGAUUUUCUUGAUAAUUUAGAAGAUCCAAAUUUCAACCCUUUUGCUACAAAGACUGUUGUCAGAAACACUCCACCAACCUAACGCAGAAGCUGAA